Molecule: messenger RNA, 2426 nt
Organism: Megalops cyprinoides (Indo-Pacific tarpon)
Lineage: Eukaryota; Metazoa; Chordata; Actinopteri; Elopiformes; Megalopidae
Gene: mex3b
Product: mex-3 RNA binding family member B
Exons: 2
Coding region: 330-1955 (541 amino acids)
Molecular function (GO): RNA binding
Source: RefSeq, a predicted model, not a curated record
CUGCAGCAAGUCAGACAGAAAACAGAAAAGAGCUGAGUGAGCCGGGAGGGGCUCCUUGAAGGAAAAAUUGCCACCGCCGGCAUUCCUGCGAUUUAGAACUCCGGAAUACGCGUUUCUGUCCGUUCGUAGAAUUUUGGGAGCUGGGUCCAGAGAACGUCCGCGUUGCCCGGAUUUGCACUGAUUAUUGAUCGCCGGGAGAAGGGAAGCACUGACGAGCACUACUGGCUUGAAACCGGUCCCCCUCUCUCUCUCCCUUACCAAUCCUACCCUUUCCGUAGUUUCUCCCUUUGUCUGAUCUUCCUGAUCCCCGAGACUGCAAGAUAUCAAAGAUGCCUAGUUCGCUGUUUGCCGACAUGGAGAGGAAUGGGAGCAACCAGGGGGACGCCCUGGACGACCAAAGAGCCCUACAGAUAGCACUGGACCAGCUUUCUUUGCUCGGCUUGGACAACGAUGACAAUUCCAUCUACGACAACGAGCCAAGGAAAAAGAGCGUGAACAUGACCGAAUGUGUCCCGGUUCCUAGCUCGGAGCAUGUUGCCGAAAUCGUUGGCAGACAAGGUUGCAAAAUCAAAGCCUUGCGAGCAAAGACCAACACCUAUAUCAAGACUCCAGUGCGCGGGGAGGAACCAGUCUUUGUUGUGACAGGCAGAAGGGAGGAUGUGGCGAUGGCUAGAAGGGAGAUCAUCUCGGCUGCUGAGCAUUUCUCCAUGAUCCGAGCCUCCAGGAACAAAAACACCAGCCUGAAUGGGAGUGGCACAGUGCCUGGGCCGCCAAACCUCCCGGGACAGACCACCAUUCAGGUGCGGGUGCCCUACAGGGUGGUGGGCUUGGUGGUGGGGCCCAAGGGAGCGACCAUCAAGCGCAUCCAGCAGCAGACGCACACCUACAUUGUCACGCCCAGCCGCGACAAGGAGCCGGUGUUCGAGGUGACAGGCAUGCCGGAGAACGUGGACCGCGCCAGGGAGGAGAUUGAAGCACACAUCGCCAUGCGCACCGGGGGCCUCAUUGAGCUGACGGAUGAGAAUGACUUCCACGCCAACGGCACCGACGUCGGCUUCGACCUGCAUGGCCAUGGGAGCCUGUGGAGCAAGCCUACCUCCAGCGUGACCCCCACCUCAGGGCGCAAGCCCUUCUCCAACUACCGCAAUGACAGCUCCAGCUCCCUGGGCAGCGCCUCCACCGACUCCUACUUUGGCAACAACAGCGGCUCCAGGCUGGCCGACUACAGCCCCCCAAGCCCCGCGCUGAGCUACACCGCCUCCAACAACGGCAACAACAACAACAACGUCAACGUGAAUGGCAAUGGCAACGGAUUUGUCUAUGGGAGCGACGUCAUUUCGCCCGAUUGCACUGACUUGGCUUUCGAGUCCUCGCCGGGGUUCGAUGCCACCCCGGCCCCUCCUGGCCUGGUCUGGUCGCAGUACGACCGCGGCGUUGCCCCCUCUGGCGGCUCCACCUCCGCCAUCUUUGCCGCCAAUGCUUCCGCCAACGCCAACGGGAUGAUUGUGAACCAGAGGCGGGCCAACGGCGUGGGCUGCACCGCCCAGCCCAGGCUGUCCCCACCCCUGCACCAUGUCAAUGGGGCCUCUGAGCACCCGCUGGCCCGCAGAGUGCGCAGCGACCCCGGGGGCGGCACCCUCAGUUUCCCCGGCUACUCCCCAGGCAGCCUGUCCAACGGCAUCGCCUCCCUCUCGGGCCCCCACCUGCCUGGGGUGCCCUCCGACUCCUCCGCCUCCUCAUCCUCCAGCUCCUCGUCCAGCUCCUCCUCGGGCACCAGCAGGAAGGGCAGCCGGGACUGCUCGGUGUGCUUCGAGAGCGAGGUCAUCGCCGCCCUCGUCCCCUGCGGCCACAACCUGUUCUGCAUGGAGUGUGCGAAUCGUAUCUGUGAGAAAAAUGAGCCCAAAUGUCCUGUCUGUCACGCUGCAGUUACUCAGGCUAUACGUAUAUUUUCAUAAGAUGUAUCCCAGCUCUGACAGCAAACAGCCACAAACUCUUAUACUGCAUUAUAAAGACAUAAUAACACAUGUAUGUACGUAAAUUGUACAUAUACAUAUGUAUGUAAAGCUGCAGUAUCCAAAAAGGGACACCCUUCAGGGCUCCAUUGUCAUUGUUUAUAAUGUACUGUAGCGUGGGAAAAUAUUUUCAACAUCUAAUGCAUGUUCUAAAUAUUAAAGCAUAGUAAUUAAUAGUUCUAGUAAACUGUACACAAUAUUUAUGAAGUCACAAAAGUGAGAGCGAGCAAGUCUGAGGUACUUAAAUCAUGUUAGUUACAGACAGGAAGGAAGACACCCCCUCCAGUUUCACUGCUCGAAUGUACUGGUAGCAGAGCCAAUGCUUGAGGACUUUGUAGGGCUUUAAGAAAACAGGAUUAUUGAUUUUAAAAGGAAAGAUACUGCAGCUUAAGUUCAAAAGAACAGUAAUGGGAA